This is a messenger RNA of Notolabrus celidotus (New Zealand spotty), 3326 nucleotides long. RefSeq names its product glycosyltransferase 8 domain containing 1 (gene glt8d1). The transcript has 9 exons. Lineage: Eukaryota; Metazoa; Chordata; Actinopteri; Labriformes; Labridae. Gene Ontology annotation, molecular function: glycosyltransferase activity. The record is from RefSeq and is a predicted model, not a curated record. Bases 373 to 1473 code for a protein of 366 amino acids. Gene Ontology annotation, cellular component: Golgi apparatus.
GUUCGUGAACGUCACAUCUCUAGUGCGGAGUGGAUAAAGUUGUUGAUGUUGAGUUGGCAGUUUGGCUCUAGCGUAGACUUCUUUAUCUGCUGUCCUAUGUCUCUCUGAAGGUGGCUGUAUUUAUCCUGCAUGUAUUGCACAUUUAAGAACAUGAACACACAGUUAAUGCCACAAGUCUGCUGUGGGUAACGUGGUGUGUUUGUGUGGUCGCCUAGCAGUGGUGUAGCUUCAGUAUUAGGGUUCAUCUCAGUCCUGUAGCUGAUCACCAUCGGGCUGCACUCAGAUCAACUUUGACCUCUCAGUGUCAACGUGUUUGUAUUUGUGCAUUUAUUAUCAUUUCACUGUGUGCUGAGAUCGGAUGAAGCCGAUACCAUGACGACGAGGAAAGUGAACGUGGUCAUCCUUGUGCUGCUGGCUGUGGCUUUUUUGAUCAUAGUGCAACGUAAUCUCCUCAACCUCAGUGACUUUUUACACAAGGAACAUCCAGAUGCAGGAAUGAUCCUUCCCUUUGAAGCGGAGCUGUCACCAGACCUCAAACUGCAGCUGGAGAGGAAAGGAGAGGAGAUCCCUGUUCUCAUCACUGCAGCUGAGGAGAGACUGGGCGCUGUGGUUGCUGCCAUGAGCAGCAUCUACCAGAACAGUAAAGCAAAUGUGGUCUUCACCAUAGUGACUCUAAAUGACACUGUGGAACACCUGAAAGUGUGGCUGAGCAACACUAAGUUAAAAAACGUCAAUUAUAAGAUAGUUAUUUUCCAGCCUGAGCUCCUCAGUGGAAAGAUAUCAAAGGAUCCCCAGACACUUGAGGCUACAAAACCGUUGACUUUUGCAAGGUUUUAUCUACCUGCAUACUUACCAGAGGCAGAGAAAGCAAUCUAUCUGGAUGAUGAUGUUAUUGUUCAAGGGGACAUCCAGGAUCUCUAUGAAACCCACGUCAAGCCAGGACAUGCAGCUGCUUUUUCAGAUGACUGUGAUUCAGCGUCUGCUAAGGGUAUCAUUCGUGGAGCUGGAAAUCAGAAUAACUACAUAGGCUUCCUGGACUUCAAGAAGGAGGCUAUCAAGAAGCUGGGGAUGAGGGCCACCACCUGCUCCUUCAACCCAGGAGUCAUCAUUGCCAACCUGACCGAGUGGAGGAACCAGAACAUCACUAUGCAGCUGGAGCACUGGAUGGAGCUAAACACACAGGAAGAUCUGUACAGUAAGACACUUGCGGAGAGCAUAACCACGCCUCCUCUUCUCAUAGUUUUCUACAAACGCCACUCCACCAUCGACCCCAUGUGGCACGUCAGGCACCUAGGCACCACAGGCGCUGGGAACCGUUACUCCACUCAGUUUGUGAAAGCUGCCAAACUCCUCCACUGGAAUGGACACUACAAGCCGUGGGGGAGAACAUCCUCUUUUUCAGACGUGUGGGACAAAUGGUUCAUUCCAGACCCCACAGGAAAAUUUCAUCCUGUCAGAAAACAUACAGAUUGAAAAAUCUGGUUUCAGGAACUUUAAAAUUUUUUUUUUUAAACCAGCAGAGCCAGCCCCCGUCCCAGCAGGAACACUCCUCUGAAAUCUCAGGAAGCCUUGUCGUAUGUUAGCCCUGUACUUCUAUUCUUAUAGUCUCAGAACAUGUGCACCUGUGUUUAAUCACAUUCCCUUGAACAUAUACAUUUAACUUUUCUUUCACCGGUGUAGCUUAACAUUGCUUAAAGGUGACAUAUCAUGCAAAAUUGACUUUUUAAUGGUUCUCUACCUGAAAUAUGUGUCCCUGGCAUGUCUACAAACCCCCCGAGAAUGAAAAGAAUCCAUUCUGCCCCUGUUUUGAUUUCUCCACCUUUCUGUAAAUGUGUGUGAAACGAGCCGUUUCAGACUUCCGUGUUUUUGUUACGUAACAACAAUAUCCGGUCUGUCACGGAGUCAGAGCUCAGAGCUUGUUCAGCCCAUAGACUGUAUAAAAUAAUACUGAAUCCCUCCCCCGUUUUUCUUUACCUGCACAUGUGUGCUAACAAGGAGCUUAUGAGGGAGGCAUGCUAGUUGUAGGCUGUCUUAAUAAACACAAAGGUCGGUUUUACUCCCCACGUCUGCAGAUUUGAAGAUCUAGUGGAUGAUUUUUAUUGAUCAUGGAUAAGUGCUAGCGCUUGUUAGCAUAGCCACAUAGCUACAUGUUCGUAGCUGUGUACCAAGACACACGUCCACAUACUGACAAAUAAAACAACAAGAAACACUAAAUCUGUGACCAAUCCUUCAGAAAGGUCCUGCUACAGGCGCCUCUCCGUCAGGAUCAGAUUCUGGAUCAGAUUCAGAGGGUUGAAGUAACGCUAUCUGUGAGCAGCCGUGUAUAUUCAGCCAACAUGUAAACAUUAGAUCAACGUGCUGGACAGCCGAGGGCACAUCCACUUCCUGAGGGGGCGUGGUCAGAGAGAAAACAGAGUGUUCUGAGGAGGACUGAAGAAGAGGGUUUUUCAGGCAGACCAAAAUCUGAUUUCAAAGUGUUUUUUUGAGCAUAAACUUUAAAGACAUGUUUUGGGGAACUCUUAGACCAAUAUAUAUUGAUGAAAAAAGGGUGAUAUGUCACCUUUUAAAGAAAAUUAUUUCACAUUCCUUUUAUCCAGAAACUUGGAGCCCUUACAUUUUUCAUGGCCUACACUUCUUAGUUUUUAAUUAACAGACUGUUUUCUUCUGCAUGCAUCCAGAAGGUAUGACCUUAACACACCAAUCCCACUCAGCAGUAUUGAGCUUGUGUUACAAUGUGCCUGCACAACCAUGUAAAUCCUAAGUCAUGGUUAUGGCGACAGUACGUGUGUAUUCCUUUACUUUGCUUGCAGCCACAAGAAGUUCAUAAAUCACCUCAGCUAUGAUGUUGUGGAACAGUUGGACCUAUGAGCGGCUUCACUGCACAGACGUGUCAUAUUGUUACCUCAGUUCAAAACCUCCUGUGGAAAAAUUAUGACUUAUACAGAAUUGGAAAAAGGCUCAUCAAAAAGGUCCUUAUUAGGUAUCUGUAAGCAGUAGUCAGUGUAUUGUUUAGAAUUUUUCUCACCAAUCCAACUGAAAAUGUGAUCUAAUUUUUCCAGUUAAUGCAUUCAUUUUUAUGUCUAUCCAUUAACUAUGCCAUGAGUUAUUUAUUCAAUGUUCUUCUGCCUCUCAUACUGAACUGUUUAUGUGUUUGAUUGUUUUUAAUGCAUGGACCACUAAGCAAGCUUCUGCUAAAAAUCUGAAGAAAAUAUAAACCUUUGUCAUCUCCAUCAGGGUUUUGUAUCUACCAAAAAGCAUUCACCUUGCUGGUGUAAAUAUGUCUUUUGUAUAGAAAGUGUAAUAAAGUUACAUUUUUAUUGUUUUAA